Aspergillus vadensis CBS 113365 is the source of this 1212-nucleotide messenger RNA. RefSeq names its product ankyrin repeat domain-containing protein. Lineage: Eukaryota; Fungi; Ascomycota; Eurotiomycetes; Eurotiales; Aspergillaceae. The annotation marks the transcript as partial. Gene Ontology annotation, molecular function: protein binding. The transcript has 2 exons. The record is from RefSeq and is a predicted model, not a curated record.
GUGGUUCGAGUCCUCCUGGCCAAUACUCCUAAGCCGGAUCUGUAUCUAGGAGAACAAGAGCAGCCGUUGCCAAUAGCAAUCUACCACGGCUACACCGAGAUCGUCGACCUGCUGUUGAAGGCCGGUGUGGACAUCAACCGCGAGUGCCAGGACUCUUAUACUCCGCUGCAAUGGGCCGUAAAGCACAACUGUGAAGGCGCCGUACCAUUGAUCCUGGAGUACCAGCCGAAGCUAGACCGGAAAUGCAGUUCGGGGAUAGGUGUCCUGCACCUCAUCAACCAGAAAACGGAAGUGGCCACUGUCAAGCAUCUAAUCCGUUGUGGCGCCACUCCAGAAGACGCCAACAAAAAAGGGGAGUGCGCGAUCUGGGUCGCCGUGCUGGCUAACAAUGAGCUCGUCACCAGAUAUCUGGCGUCAGUUUUGAUCGGACAACUGAAUAAAGUCGUGGGAGAAGGCACAGUUUUCCAUAUUGCAUGUCGUUACGGAAGCCUGAACAUGGUGCGCAUCCAGGCAAAGGCUGGGGCGGAUGUCAAUUUUGCGGCCCCGGGGGGUGGUGAGACCCCGUUGCAGGCGACCUGCGGCCGUAAAGUCGAUGGCUCCAAGUUGGAGGAGACCCUGGAGGUUAUUCGGUAUUUGAUUCAUAAUGGGGCUCGUGUCAACGAUGGGGGCGGGAACUUGCGAUCGCCCCUGCACAAGGCGUGUUUGAGUAGCGCGCCGGAGGUCAUAAAACUUCUCUUGGCGGAAGGAGCUGACGCCGACUACAAGGACUCGGUUGGGAGGACUCCUGCUCAUCUCGUAUGUUAUCGCGGGCUAGAGCACUACCGUGAAUUAAGCCCCAGUGAGAAUGCCCUUGUGGCCCGAGACUCGAUGGGUCGCACAGCAUUGCACUACGCCGUGAUUAGUGGGGACGUGGAGCUGGUGGAAGAGGUUCUGGAGGGCCAUAAACAGCAUCCUGAUUACCAGGAUACGAAAGAUAUGGUUCCUAUGGUUGAGUACCUGGUAGAACUAGGUUACGACCUCGCCGCUAAAGGGAGAGCAAGGGAAAAUGAGUGGAUGCCAGUGGAAGUAGCGAUUUAUCACGACGCUGACCAGGACGUCAAAGAACGCCUGGUGCCGGACGAUCUCGAAGUAAAUCAGCUGCUACCUGGCGCUGAGUUCAAGGGCAGUUUAUUCUGUGACGGUUGCUUUCUGCCUGUCGUCGGUUUCAAUAUC